This is a messenger RNA of Cooperia oncophora, 318 nucleotides long. Lineage: Eukaryota; Metazoa; Nematoda; Chromadorea; Rhabditida; Trichostrongylidae. The record is from the annotation of a GenBank genome assembly.
AUGACUCAGAAAUCAUUAUUCGUUUUCUCAGAUAGACCACUUUACAUUACUGCGGAUACUAUGCGAGAUCCAAUCGUGGUGAACGCUGGACGUCAUGGUUUCUUCAGACAAAAUUACGACGAACAUGGCUGGAGGAAAAUUGCGAGACAGCUUAUGGAGGACCAUAGGAUUUAUACAUCUCGUACGAGAAACGCCAUUAUUAGUGACGCUUUUGCUGCUGCCCAUAUAGACCAUGUUCCUUAUACUACAGUGCUCGACCUCCUCAAAUACCUGAAGCACGAAAAAGUGAGUUAUUCUCGAGAUAUCUGCACGGAAUGA